AUGUUUUUAAAGCCUCAAUAAUUUACCUUGCAACUAAAAUUUAAAUCCCUCACAAAAGUUUUCUUGCAGCGGAAGUAGCAUAUUUUAAUCCUAUAGCAAUCCCACAAUUACUAAAUUUGCAGUUACCGGUUGGUUUAUUAUGAAGGGAAUGUUAAACUAGCAAUACAACAUGAUAACUGUAAUACUUUUACAUCCUAAUUGCUAUCUGGCGCUUUUACAAAUUUAAACUAUGUUACUGGAGGAGCUUAUGCGCUAUAACAGAAAUGGUAUUUUGCAGUAUUUAAAAUGGAAGUAAUAUUAGGCUCAUAAAUAAAGCUAUAAAGCUAUAUAUAUGAGUCUUAAAGCAGCUAUUUUUAUUUAUAACAAAAUACAUCCUCAAGAAAUACAAUACCAUUCACAACUAGUGGAAUGGAUUUUAAUUUUGGAAAAGGAGAAUCUUAACAUAGUUGUAUUUUAGUAAAAUUGGUUUAUAUAUAUUGGGAUUCAGAUCUUUUAGACACAAGUAUGUUUGGUUUAAUAAAUGAUAUUACUGUUUCAGAUAUUAACUUGAAAUGGAGUUACGACACCUUUUAUACGUAAUAGUAGCCUGGUUAUUUAGUUUAAACUAAUCAACCAAAUGGAAAAUUAUAUGUAUCGAUUAACAGAGCAGAAUAAUUAAUUUUGAAAAAUAAAGAGUAAAUUUAUACAGAAUUUAUAAAUGUAACUAGUAAUGGAGGCUUUGUUUUAACCUUUCAUUUCAAAUUAGAAUCUUAAAACCCUAGCGCUAAUUAAAUUGUAAUAUUGUAAAUAAACAAUGUAAAUUUGAAGGUUUUAAAUAAUUAUCUGUAUUUUUUUGAUAUCUAAAUUAGUGGUGUUUAAUUAAGCAAAUGGAAUUAAAUUACGAUAGUUUACAGGCAAUUAUUUUAUAAUCAAAUUCACUUUAUUGUUAAUGAUGAUUAGGCAACUUACACAUCAAAUGCUCUAGGUAGUAAUAUGUAUUCAUAAGUCCAAGCAGUGUUUGGAGAUUCUUCAAUUACUAACUAUUUUUUAUAUUUAAACUACAUCAGAGUCUAUGAAGGAAUAUUUUUAAGCAAUAGUCCUUCAUGCUACAUGCUUGCAGCAAGGAAAAACCAAUAGUGUAUAAUAUGUAAAAGUUCUUAUUUAAUAGACUAUUAGAAUGGUAUAAACUGCGUUAGUACUUCACUAGUAAAUAAAAGUACAAUAAUUGACAAUGUAAAAGAUUGGUUUCCUAAGUAAUACUAAUGCCCAUAAAAUAUGAUUUUAAAUAGCUAGAAUAUAUGCGUAUGUUUUUAUAACUCGUACAGAUAUGGAGAUUAAUGUUCUCCAUGUCAAAGUUAUUGUUAAGGGUGUAUAGAUGGAAAUACGUGCAUUUAAAAAGAUCCUCUUAGAGAUAUCAAUGGAAAAUGCUUAAAUUCCUAAUUUGACGAUGGUUAUAAAUGCUUGGGAAUUUCACUUAAUAUAAAAAAUAGAUAAAAUAUUUUAAAAACUUUUUUAAUAAGUGAUUUUGGAGACGGAUGUACUAAUACUGGAACACCAUCAGACUAUAUAAUACCUUAAAGCUAAUUAAAUCUUGCAAAAGGAGUUGGUUUCUUUUUUUCUUUUUCUAUAAAAUUUCAUAACCCACACACAUAAGGAACUAUAGCUGUUUUGAGUGAUGGUCCUAAUGAUUUAUUUACUAUUAUUUUAGAUUAAAUAACACAAAAUGGGUUAUAAUUACCAUGCAUAAAAUUUUAUGUUCUCAAUGUUAUGACAUUAAGUGUUACUUUAAGUUCUUAUGAUGAAGUUUGGAUUGGUUUGUGGAGUAGCUUUGUAAGUGCCCAAUUUUUUAUUUUUACUGAUUGGAUUCUAUAUAGCAGCAACUAAAUUAACUUUGAAGUGUUUUGUAAUUAUUAAAGAGAAGUCAUGAUUUUCAUUAUUUAAUAAUAAAAUUAUUACUCCUCCGUUAACAUUGAUAUCUUACCAUUAGCAAGUUCUCCAAAUAUUUAAGACUAUUCAAUUUACCUAAACAAGAUAAGAAUAGAAGUUGGAAAUGGAUCUUACUAUUAUGACUAGACUAUCAUGGAUAAUUGUUUUUUAUAUAGGAAUAUAGAAAAUAUGGAAUGUAAGAUACCUAAGAGAGGUUAUGUCUUUUAUUAAACUAAUACCUUAAUUACUGAACAAGCUUGCAAUGAUAGGACAUAAAUAUAUAAUUCCUUUCAUGUUAUAAACCCAUCAACAUAGACUUGUAUAGAUACUCAACUAUCUCCUUAUUGUUAAUAGAUUGAUGAAAUUUAAUCUUCACUAAUUUGUACUAAAUGUUUGUAUCCUGGCUAAGAUCCUGCUAAAAACUGUUAAUGCGAAGAUGGUUAUUUUUUUAAUAAUUAGGAUUUAGCUUGCUAAAACUGUAGUCCAAGAUGUAAAACUUGUGUUAAUUCACAUGACAAUUGCUUGAUUUGUAAUAGUAUUGAUUAAUCACCACCAAAAUGUGAAUGUAAUUAAUCUAAUUACUUUUUAGAUAAAAGUAAUUCAUGCACAGCUUGUUCAUCAAAAUGCAGUGCUUGUGAAUAAAGUUCUGAACUCUGCUUAGCAUGUUCUAACAAUAGGGCUCACCCUCCAACAUGUGACUGUAUCGAAAAUCAUGUUGAAAUAAAUAAUUAUUGCUAAUUAUAGACUUGCGAUUUAAAAUGUUUAACAUGUGAAUCAUCAAAAUCUAACUGUAUUAAAUGUAAGGAAGGAAGAGAAAAUCCUCCUGCAUGUAAUUGCAUGACUAAUUUUGUUGAAAAUUCAGAUGGAACUUGUUCUUUGUGCAAUUUUGGAAACUACUUUGAUAAAGGUAUAAAGAACUGCUUAUCAUGCUCAAUUCAGUGUUUAGGAUGCAUAGAUUAAGCAUCUAAUUGUUUGGCAUGUUAAAGCAAUCUAAUUUAAACAAACAACGAAUGUAGCUGUUAAACUGGUAAAUCUUUUGCUAAAAUUAAAAACGAAGUAUUAUGCUUAAAGAAUAUGGAUGUAAGAUUAACAGUUAUUUUAUAAUCUAACAGAUAUAUUUUACAAUUUAAAUUUGAUGAAGAUAUAUAAUAAAUAGAUAACAAAUACUUAAAUAAUAUUGAAAGUUUAAUUAAAAUAACAUUUUCAGAAAUACCUAUGGAUGCCUACAAAAUAGGAAAUCCGAUAAUUAAAAAUAAUAUUUUAAGUGUUUAACUGAUAGUCAAUUAAAGUUUUUCUACAAAAUAAGGAUGGGUCUUAUUUUUAGAUAAUACUUAAUUUAUAAGUGUUUCUGAAUAAUAUGUUCUAAAUAGGAUUUACACAGUUAAUCUAAUCAAUUUUCAAAUAGGUCCAUUAAUUUUCGAUAGAAAUACUUUGGAUGCUGGUCAAUUAGAUCAAAUAAACGAUUACUACAAGAACUCAAAUUAAGAUAUAUUUAACAUAAUUAAAUAAUUUUAAAUAAUAUUGUAUAUCCUAAAUUCAGCUCAGCCAACUGCAUUGUAUAUAUUAUUAGAUGCUAAAUUCCCACCAAAUCUCUAUAAAUUCUAUCAAGUUGUUGGAUUAAUAAUAUACCCAGAUGUUGUAGAUUACUAAACUUCAAAUUUCAAAUAGGAUUUUAAAUUAUUUUAGUUCAAUUUGAAUUAAUCAGAAGUUUAUCCAUCAGACAGAAUUACAUAUAAAAGGUUAGGAUUAUGUAACACUUUUCUAUAAAGUAAAUAGUAAAUAGUGAAAAUGAUACAAAUUUGCUUAUGA
Molecule: messenger RNA, 3714 nt
Organism: Tetrahymena thermophila SB210
Lineage: Eukaryota; Ciliophora; Oligohymenophorea; Hymenostomatida; Tetrahymenidae
Product: bowman-birk serine protease inhibitor family protein
Exons: 5
Source: RefSeq, a predicted model, not a curated record